UCAUAUUGGUUUAACCAUAAAUUUUCUCGUUUACGUUUUAGAGGAUACAUACAGCCUUUUGGCUCAGAAAUACAAUCUUACAGAUGAUUGUGUUGUCCCAGUGAAAGAUGCAUCAAACCAAGAAGAACUAAUCAUCAUAUAUGAUCCGUCCUGUAAUACAGAGAGAACAUUGAAGGAGUUUGGACACAAUGUAAUGAUUCGAAAUCAAAAGUACGUCAGCAAUGAAGGUGCCGUUGUUUCCAGCAUCUGCAAAAAUAAACAGUAUCCAAUCAGACCGGAAGACAAACACAUUUUAAAACAGGUAUUGAAUCAUCACGCAAAACGUCUGUUUGCUUCUCACUCGAAUCUGAAUAUUAUAACAACUUCUCCUGUUAAGUCUAAAAAAAAAAGGAGAUGACAUUUCUGAACGCCCUUGUAUUGUCUUGGUGUGCAGCUCGAAAGGUUAUAUACCGAAAGGGGAGUCCAAGUUCCCUGACGAACUGAUCUUUGAAAAUACGUCAAUCGUGGUAGAUGUUAGGGAAGGAUACUUUCAGUUUUGUCCUACUUCCUAUUCCACAUUCAACAGUUCUCUUUUCCAUCAAAAUAUCAAAAUGGGUUGUCGUUUUGGUAUUGAAGGCGCGCACAACGCAGGAACUGUUGGUCCUUUUGUUGAUAUUGAGGGACACCAAAUGUUUCUUACAUGUGCCCAUAUCGUGAAUGGUAUCGAUCCCAAAGGAUAUGAUCUGAACAACAUUCAAAACAUGUUUGCUGAACAGCCGGAUGCUAUGACAUAUCCUCAUUCCCAAACUCCAGGAUAUGACACAAGACGUUGCGGCGAAGUGCGGCGAGCUUUGUUUUCACCCAACAACGAUAUCAGUAUAGACGCAGCGGUUGUCGAAAUUACAGAACAGUCAAGAAUACCAAGUAGGGGUGAAUUUGCUAUUGACAGCGAACGUAACUUAAAGGAGGCAGGAUUUGAAGAUAUGCCCCGCUUUGAAUCUGGAGACAUUCACGUUUAUUCGGAUAAAUUUGACACUGAUUUGCGAAUCAACAAAUUUGGAGCAACGACGCAUGCCACACGCGGGGUGAUCAGCAGCGAUGGAACGUUUGCCCGACCUUUGACAACAGAUUUAGAGCUUCAAGGUCAACCUGAUGUGUGUGUAAUGAAAAACCAAAUGGAAGUGUACAGUUUGCAAGGCCAUUCAAACUUCCUCUUACCUGGUGAUUCCGGAUCAGGUGUAUUUGUGGUGAACAAGUUACCAACAGGAGAGCAGAAUCUGACUUGUAUCGGUCUGGCAAUCGGCAGUACAUCGUACGGUUCCGCUGUCGUCACGCCCAUAGCCGCCGUAUUAGAUGCGCUCGGACUACCGAGAAAACUAAAACAAUUUCCCUAAGAUUCUCUGUGAUAUUCAACAAGAAACUAAGUACACAACAUUUCUGUUGCGUCCUUUAUCAUUUUAGAUAAAUGUAGAAUGUUCAGUAAAUCUGUAAUACUAUAUAGUUGAAAGUCAAAAUAUUAAAAUUAAUUUGUGCAUGA
This is a messenger RNA of Mizuhopecten yessoensis (Yesso scallop), 1516 nucleotides long. RefSeq lists its product as uncharacterized. The coding region runs from base 591 to 1373 and encodes 260 amino acids. NCBI's taxonomy places the organism in Eukaryota, Metazoa, Mollusca, Bivalvia, Pectinida, Pectinidae. The transcript is spliced from 2 exons. The record is from RefSeq and is a predicted model, not a curated record.